UCCAACAGCUCCAAUCAUGCUAGAAAUAAACUGCAACCACGAAACAUCCUCCAGCAUGCUUUUCCAUCUCAUGAAAGCUAUCUGGGAGGAAGAAAAAGUCCCAUCAGACUGGAGAGAUGGCAACAUCAUAAAGAUUCCCAAGAAAGGAGACCUUAGGGAGUGUAAAAACUACAGGGGAAUUAUGCUCCUGUCAACACCAGGGAAGGUGCUCAACCACUUACUACUAGAAAGGAUGCGGAAAUUGGUCGAUGCACAACUGAGGGAAAACCAGGCUGGUUUCAGAAAGGGAAGAUCUUGUGCUGACCAAAUUGCCUCCCUCAGUAUUAUAAUAGAACAAUCCAUGGAAUGGAACUCACCGGUAUAUAUUAAUUUCAUAGACUUUGAAAAGGCGUUUGACAGUGUCGACCGUGAGACACUGUGGAAGCUGAUGGCAGACUAUGGCAUCCCACCGAAGAUCAUCAACAUCAUCAAGAGCACCUACCAAGGGAUGCAAUGUCGUGUCCUACAUGACGGAUGCCCAUCGGAGGCCUUCGAGGUCCUGACUGGGGUGCGGCAAGGAUGUCUGCUCUCGCCCUUCCUUUUCCUCCUCUGUAUUGACUGGACCAUGGACCAAACAACCAAAAACAGCGAAACCGGCAUGCCGGACUUUCCGAACAACUGGAGGACCUAGACUUUGCAGACGAUCUAGCUCUCCUGGCUCACACCUACCAACAUAUGCAAGACAAAACACAGAAACUAGAAAGAGCCGCUGCAUUUCUUGGGCUUAAGAUCAAUUCACAAAAAACAAAGGUCAUGCGUAUCAAUAACAAGAACAAUACACCAAUAACAAUGGACCAUAAUCAAUUAGAGGAGGUAAUCAGUUUUACAUACUUGGGGAGCAUAAUCAGUGUAGAUGGAGGGACAGAUAGAGAUGUCAAAUCCAGAAUAGGGAAAGCAAGAACAUCAUUCAACAUUCUAAACAAAAUCUGGAGAGCAAAAAAACAUUUCUCUCAAAACCAAACUGAAAAUCUUUAACUCAAAUGUCAAAUCCAUCCUGCUGUACGGAUCAGAAACAUGGAAAACCACCAAUAGCAUACUCACUAAACUACAGACGUUCAUAAACCGUUGCCUCCGUCGGGUCCUAGGAGUCUACCGGCCAGACACCAUCACCGAUGCCAACCUGUGGGAACUCACCAAACAAGAACCAGUGGAACUGCAAAUCAGCAGAAGGAAGUGGAGCUGGAUAGGCCACACACUCAGAAAACCCAAUAAAUCAAUCACCAAACAGGCACUAACAUGGAACUCACAGGGAAAAAGAAACAGAGGGAGACCAAGAACAACCUGGAGAAGAAGCACGGAACAGGAGAUGAGGGCUGAGGGACUGUCAUGGCAACAACUCGACCGAAGGGCACAACACCGGAAUGGAUGGAAGGCUUUCGUCGACGGCAUAUGUUCCUGAGGGAAUACUAAGGCCUAAGUAGGGUCAUGCAGUAAACACCCCAGUGAGACCAGUGCAGCGAAAGUCGCUCUGAAUCCCUUCUUCAAAACCAUCUGGGAUGUUGACUCUGUUCCGCGAUGCCGAAACGGAGCGACUUUCAGGCCUACGGACAAAACACGCACCCAUUGACUACUAUUACACAGAGAUGCAGUCCCAGGGCAGCACUUCCUCCCAGCCCUCCUUCGACUCCCUGAGCUCCAGCGACAGCCUCCUGCUCAGCGACUCCGACGACACAGACGUCUUCCUGACGGACAGCUGCUCCUCGGCCGUCCUCGACGGCGCGGGCGGAUCCUCGGCCCGGGCGUCGGAGAGCCCCGGGUCGCAGUGGGCGUGCGACGGCUUCACCGACAAAGACGAGGAAGAGGAGGCGGCGUACGGGACGGGGAACAAGGCGGCGCACAACGCUCGUCCUACGGGUCAGGUUCCCAAAUCCCAGCGUGAUCUCCUGUUUGCUCAGAAGUGUGCUGAGUUGCAAGGUUUUGUCAGACCUCUGCUGCAGCUGCUGAAUGGACUAAAGAAGGGGCGAUUCGACCGUGGUCUAAGUAGUUUCCAGCAGAGUGUCGCCAUGGAUCGAAUCCAGAGAAUCGUGGGUGUUUUACAGAGACCAAACAGCGGAGAGAAGUACCUCAAAACUCUGCUGCAGGUGGAGAUGAUGCUGAAGCUUUGGUUUCCUCAAAUCACAAGUCCGCCCGCGUCGGCCGCCUCCAGCAUGGCGUCCUCCCCCGCCCGCUCUCUCCAAGACGCGCCGGUCACCACGCCCGUCACCACGUUCGUCGCCACACCGGUCACCACGCCCGUCACCACGCCGCCGCACAAGCACAGGGAUCAGUCGCAUAUCCCAGUGAAGAAACGCAGACUCAGCUGGACGGGGACAGACUCUCCAACGACGUCUCCAGGGCUGCCCAAGUGCCCUCGCCUCAGUCCCGAAGAGAAGACGACGACCAAAAAGCAAGACGGGGGUGAAGAAGACGUCGGCCGCCGCCCUUCCCCCGCUCCGCCAUUACUGUCUUCACCAGACAUGAGUGGCAACGCAAAGAGGAACAAAAGCGAUGGCAAGUUCAAAGCGUGCCGGGGGUCGGAGCCGAGCCUCACGUGGAUGCACGUUGCCCCCAUCCUGUCCCCGCGCAAGACCUGUCCCUCACACGAGGGCACGGUGACAGCUCGUAGCGAUGACCAGCCGGUCCCGGCCGGCAGCAGGGGCGGCCCGGCCACGCAGGACAGCGCCGUCUCCUCCACCACGCCCUCCAAGCACACCAAGAGUCUCAAGAAAGUCGCCCGGUGCCAAAGCCAGCCUGCCGAGCCCCCCAGCGAGACACAGACUUGUCCGGGUCGAAGCCCGUCCAGCCACGCCGCGGUCAAGCCUCUGACCCGGGCGUGCCACCCCGCGCACUCGGACACCUGAGGACACGCAGCUCCGUUUCGGCGCACUUCCUGUGAGCAAAGACGGGAUGAGACCAGAGGCGCUGAAGAAAAAGUGGAUAAUCACAAUUCUGUAAAAAAAAACAAAAAAACGCAGCAAGCAAACUCUUGUAGCUCAAUUGUCGAAGCAAUCAGCACACACCACUUCCUGUCUGGAGAGGAAGUAACUGAGCAUGAUGACGAUGGAGCAAGACGGGACAAAAAAAGAAGUGAACGUUCGUGUACAGUAGGUGUCAGGUGGGAAGAAAAAAUGAUGUCAUCAACUGACGAAUGUAAUCCAAGAAGAGUUGGGGUGGCGGUGAGGAAUCCUAAAGACCCCCACAGUUAAUUUAUUCCUACGUCGAUCCGACACUGCAUUUAUUUAUUCUUUGUAUUUAUUUAUCAGGCAGCUGAGUAUCGCCCGCUGUGCGCAAAACACAAACAGCGAGGCCAUCAACCUCUUUUUUGUUUUGUUUUUUUGAAUGAUUCAUAUUAUUAUCCACAUUGUUGACAAGUUUUAUUCCUAUCAUUCUUGGGACAAAAAAUGUAAAGGAAAUGUCUUCACUGAACUGUUGGACUACUGUGCCUUUUUACCAAAUAGGAUGUGUUGUUUUUUGGGUUUUUUUUAAGAAACAAUUGGUGCUUUCAGUGCAUUCUUGCUGCAUUCUGAUUGUUUGCUCGCAUUGGACAUUUGUACCUAGCAUCGCGUUAGCAUCAUUCUGCUAGCCUUUUUUUUUGUUUUUUUUUUGUUUCUUUUAAAAUUUCUCCUCUCAGUUUCCGACCCGAAUCCAGGGACGGCAACGAGGAGCUGCACUCAAGGCUGGUGCGCUGAGAAAACUUGAAACGCCAACAAUUCGGGUGAGGGGAAAUGUUGACUUGCACCACCACCCUCUCGCUGCUGCUAUUCUGCAUUCGUAACGCCGGCCUAAAUGACAGGAGGUUCAUUUUUGACGUUUGAAAGUGUAGUGCGGGCAACAAGACGGCAAAUAACGACAACUUGAUGCAAAACGUGUUGUAAAUAAUUUUUGACAAAACUCUUUUUCAAUCGGUAUGAGUGCUUCUUCAUACACGGGGUAAAAAGCCUCCAUGCGACCACUUUUUUCAUGUAUUUUUUUCUUCAAUAAUUUUUUAUUAUAUUAUGUCGAUUUUAAAAAGUGUUAUUUUAUUUUACUCUUAUUUAAUUUUAGUUAAGCCUUUCAUGACUCCGGAGUCAAACCCGUGUCCAAACAAGGCGAUUGGAUGCAGAAUAUGCUGACUCGUCAAUAGAGUGUGUACGUGUGUGUGUGUGUGAGGGUGGGAGUGUGGUGGGGUCCGCUUCCACCACGCCCAUGUUUUUUUACGGCCAAGGUGUGACCGAUUGCACAUACUUUUUGUUGUUUUCCAUGUACGUUUUCUACUUUAUGGACUGUGGUUGGAAGGAUUUGGGAAUUUUGCUGUAGCCUUCCUCUUCUUCUACUGUUCAACUGCACCCCUCCCCCACCACUCUUCCACUGGUCUUUGACCCUCCCCCUUUCAGCUCCUUCAAUCUUCUUAGUUUUCUUACACUAAACUCUUCACUUGUUACUCUUCUGGCUACUUUUUUCAGUAACCAUAGAAACGAAGAAAGGUUUUUUUAAAAAGUAAUAAACAAGUUUUU
Nerophis lumbriciformis (worm pipefish) is the source of this 4511-nucleotide messenger RNA. It is a transcript of the gene ciarta, whose product is annotated as circadian associated repressor of transcription a. The record is from RefSeq and is a predicted model, not a curated record. Lineage: Eukaryota; Metazoa; Chordata; Actinopteri; Syngnathiformes; Syngnathidae. Gene Ontology annotation, biological process: circadian regulation of gene expression; negative regulation of DNA-templated transcription. Gene Ontology annotation, molecular function: RNA polymerase II cis-regulatory region sequence-specific DNA binding. Gene Ontology annotation, cellular component: nucleus.